AUGCGCUGGCUGGCUCAUAGUUGGCGCGCAUUCACCCGUUCGUACACGACAGCAGACUAUCAGAAGUGGAUGUUGUCCCUUGCAGCUACCCUUGACUUCGACCUUGACAACAUGUUCGAUCGGGGUAAAUUGUUUGGUGGUGAGGCCAUCUACGUGUGCCCGACCCGUAAUGUUGAGAGGACAUGUGAUGUGCGGAACAACACAUAG
Molecule: messenger RNA, 207 nt
Organism: Fusarium poae
Lineage: Eukaryota; Fungi; Ascomycota; Sordariomycetes; Hypocreales; Nectriaceae
Exons: 2
Coding region: 1-207 (68 amino acids)
Source: RefSeq, a predicted model, not a curated record